AUGAUAAAAUUUUUAAUUUCUAAAAUAAAAGUAUUAAAAAAAUUAAAUAUACCUUUUUUGUUAUAUUUUUCAAGUAAAUAUAAUUAUAAAUUAUAUAAUAAUAAAAUAUUAUAUAAUAAAACUUAUUAUAAUUUAAAAUUAAAAUUUAUUAGAUAUAUAUGUUAUAAUUAUUGUAUAACAUAUAAACAAUAUUUAUAUUAUAUAAACAAAAUAAGAAAAAAUUAUAAAUAUGUUAUAUAUUUUAAAUUAUUAAAUAUAUUAGAAUCUAGAUUAGAUGUAUUUUUAGUAAAUAUAGGAUGUUUUAAAACAAUAUUACAGUCAAGAUAUUAUAUAAAAUCUCAAAAUAUAUAUAUAAAUAAUAUUAAUAUUAAAUAUUAUAAUAUAAAUAUAAAAAAUAAUGAUAUUAUAUUUUUUAAUAGUAAGAUUAAAUAUAUUAUAUUGAAAAAUUUAAUUUAUAAAUAUAAUAUAUAUUUAUAUAUAUUUAAAUUAUAUAAAUAUAAUUUUAUAAAAAUUUAUAGUUAUAAUGAAAAUUUUAUAUUAUGUAUAUAUAAUUUAAAAAUUAAAAUAGUUAAUAAUAUUUUAUUAAAUAACAUAUUAUAUAUAUAUAAUAAUUUUUUUUAUAUUUAA
Messenger RNA from Plasmodium gallinaceum, 627 nucleotides. NCBI's taxonomy places the organism in Eukaryota, Apicomplexa, Aconoidasida, Haemosporida, Plasmodiidae. The record is from the annotation of a RefSeq genome assembly.